Messenger RNA from Capsicum annuum, 1536 nucleotides. RefSeq names its product PHD finger protein Alfin1. Gene Ontology annotation, molecular function: transcription cis-regulatory region binding; histone binding; transcription coregulator activity. The record is from RefSeq and is a predicted model, not a curated record. The transcript has 5 exons. Gene Ontology annotation, biological process: regulation of DNA-templated transcription. NCBI's taxonomy places the organism in Eukaryota, Viridiplantae, Streptophyta, Magnoliopsida, Solanales, Solanaceae. Gene Ontology annotation, cellular component: nucleus. The coding region runs from base 592 to 1344 and encodes 250 amino acids.
UAAACAAAACCCUUUGCAUUCUCCGAGGCAAAAACUUCACCAAUAAAAUAUUCUCAACUAGGACUAUUAUAAUCUUAACAAGAAACUCUUUUUUUAAAAAAAAAAAAAAGAAGAAAAAAAAAUUUUCACAUCAGAUUUUUGAUCUCUUCCACAAUUUUUUAAUUCAAGAAAAACCAAUAGAUCCAAGUACGUGUACACUAUUCCAACAUGGAAAAAAUGUACCAAAAAAGAAAAAAAAGAAAAUAAAAGCAGCUAUUAAAAACCCUCUCCCCACAACCCACCCACCCACCCCACUUUCCUUUUUCUUCCCGCUGUUUACUCUCUUUCUUCUCUUUUUCUCUCUCUCUCUUUCCAUAACAUAUCCGUUUCUUACAAUUUCUUUGACUCCACUUCUUACAAUUUUCAUAAAAAUUCUAUCUUUUUUCUCUAUGAAUUUUCAUUUUCAUACCAUAUAGCAAAGCAAUUUUGAAAAUUGGGCAAUAUGAAGAGGAAACCCUAGCUGAAAAAACCCUAAUUUGCUUCAACCCAUUUCUUGUUUUCUUGCAAAGACUCAAUUUUUAUCUUGUGGGGUUGUUAGAAAUUGCUGAUAACAUGGAAAAUACGGUACCUAGAACUGUUGAAGAAGUAUUCAGCGAUUUCAAAGGUCGUAGAACUGGUCUAAUCAAAGCACUUACUGCAGAUGUUGAAAAGUUUUAUCAGCAGUGUGAUCCUGAAAAGGAGAACUUGUGUCUCUAUGGGCUUCCUAAUGAAACAUGGGAAGUAAACCUCCCGGUGGAGGAGGUGCCUCCGGAACUUCCAGAGCCAGCAUUGGGCAUAAAUUUUGCACGUGAUGGAAUGCAAGAAAAAGACUGGUUAUCACUUGUUGCUGUUCACAGUGAUUCGUGGCUGCUUUCUGUUGCAUUCUACUUUGGUGCACGGUUUGGGUUCGGCAAGAGUGACAGGAAGAGGCUUUUCCAAAUGAUAAAUGAUCUUCCAACAGUGUUUGAGGUUGUUACUGGAGUUGCUAAGCAGGCACGUGAUGCCGCUCACAACAAUAGCAGCAAAAGCAAAUCAAGUGGAAAGUCUAGACAGCCAGAGUCCCAACCCAAGGCAGCAAAGGUGUCUCCACCUAAAAUGGAGAACGAAAGUGGGGAGGAGGAAGAAGAAGAAGAAGAAGAAGACGAGCAAGGAGCAACUCUGUGUGGAGCUUGUGGUGAUAAUUAUGCCACUGAUGAAUUCUGGAUUUGCUGUGAUAUUUGCGAGAGAUGGUUCCAUGGCAAAUGCGUGAAGAUCACUCCAGCAAAAGCUGAGCAUAUCAAGCAGUACAAGUGUCCUAGUUGCAGUAGCAAGAGAGCUAAAGUUUAAACUCUUGUGGUAACUUUAAGAGCAACAUCAGUUAAGUGGUGAUGUUGGGAAGGUCUAGGACUUUUAGCUCAGUUAUCAAAUGCCAUCUAUGUCAAAGUUAAAUGUUUGCUGAUGAUAUGUCCAUUUCAUGAACAUUUGCUUUCUGUAAUCUUGGUUUUUGAUUGUGUUUUAGAUAAAAACUUGUGCCUGUCA